This is a messenger RNA of Radiomyces spectabilis, 630 nucleotides long. RefSeq lists its product as uncharacterized. Lineage: Eukaryota; Fungi; Mucoromycota; Mucoromycetes; Mucorales; Radiomycetaceae. The record is from RefSeq and is a predicted model, not a curated record. The transcript is spliced from 3 exons. Bases 176 to 463 code for a protein of 95 amino acids.
CCCAACCGAAGCAAGACACUUUGUUCCAGCAUAGCGCCGGAGUUGAAUUUCCUUGGUGAUGAUUCGAUGUGACGACGUUUUUAAAGACAGACCACUUGCCUACAAUUGCUGGCAAUUCCCCAUUUUCCUUUAUUCUUUUUUACUCGUACUCUUUUGACCCGGGAAACUAGUCAUUAUGCGUUUCUACAUUCUAACUCUUCUCGUUGCUUUAUUUUCAGCUGUCGCAAUGGCAGCAGAAUCUGGAUACACCGACUACAUUUUGGCUUUACGUGAGCCUGUCGAUCAGAAAAAGGUCGAUAAAGCGAAAUCAGACAUUGAAGCUGAAGGAGGAAAAGUUACCUACGAGAUCAAGACAGGCAUGAAGGGACUCAUUGUCAGCCUGCCCAAUGAUCGUGUUAAAGCCAUGGCUGAUAAAGACUAUGUCGACUUUAUGGAACAAGACAAGUCAGUUCACAUCAAUUAAAUCCUUCCCAUUCAAUACAUUCCUACUCUUUUUUUUUUCCCUUCCAACAGCGAACACUUUUUUUUUAAAAAAAAAUAGCACUUCUUUGUAUCUCUUGCAUGACCAAAAAAAAUAUCACGAAUCCGCCAACCUUGUUCACUGAAGUAAUCAUUGUUCCAGUUUUUGAU